Molecule: messenger RNA, 393 nt
Organism: Entrophospora sp. SA101
Lineage: Eukaryota; Fungi; Glomeromycota; Glomeromycetes; Entrophosporales; Entrophosporaceae
Source: the annotation of a GenBank genome assembly
AUGACUGCUCUUCAUGAAAUUCUUAAAAAAAUCAUACUUGAUUCUCUAAGAACAGUUCAACCACCAAAUGGUUGGAAGGUGAUGGUGGUAGAUGCUCCCUCUUUAAAGAUUAUAGAAUCAGCUUGUAAAAUGUAUGACAUUCUUGAAGAAAAAGUUACUUUGGUGGAAAAUAUUGAAAAAACUCGUCAACCUUAUCCACAACUUGAAGCAAUUUAUUUGUUAUCACCAACCAAUGAAUCUAUCGAUGGAAUUAUAGUAAAAAAUAUACACCAUGCAAUUCCUCGUAUAUGUUUUAUUCGAUCUUCGUUUAUAAAUUGCAUUGGUUUCAAUGCUCUUACAACUGGACUUCUAAAUGUUACUUCUUCACCUCCAAGCGGUGGCGAUCACGUUUAG